CCGCCGCCGCCGCCGCCUCUCUCCCAUGGACACGGCGAGAGCUGUGAAGGAUCAUCGCAGAGAAUCCCUUUGAGCCCCCAUCUCCAAAGAUGGCUGACUCGGCUGGCAUUGUGGGCGAGCGUCUCAGCAGGGGCAAUCUGCCUGGUUGGAUGGGCACGAGAGAGCUUUGAAAGAGCACAGACCCACCUUGGAUAUGAGUGACUCUGACGCAGACGUGCCGCCGCCAGGGGAGGAAGAGGAGGAGGAGGAGGCGCUGGCUGCAGCCGUGCUGCCAACCCCGGGAAAUGGCGGGGUGGCGGCCCUGGGGGUCAUCACAGAAGGCGUGGGCGAGCUGGCGGUCAUUGACCCCGAGGUGGCCAAGAAGGCCUGCGAGGAGGUGUUGGAGAAGGUCAAGCUGAUGCACUGCAUCUCUCCCGACGGUUCCAUCCAGCUGAAGGAUGGCAGCGCAGGCGCAGCUCGCCGGCCUGGCCUGGCCCUGCUGAACGGCAGCCCCGGCGAGUGCUGCGAGAUCAAGUGCCUGGACGACCCUCCGGACAAGAUCCAGGAGGAGGAGCAGCAGCAUGCGCCCAACUCAGUGAAGAGUGCCCGGCGGCGCCAGAAGAACAACUCGGCCAAGCAGUCGUGGCUGCUGCGCCUGUUCGAGUCGAAGCUCUUCGACAUCUCCAUGGCGAUCUCGUACCUGUACAACUCGAAGGAGCCCGGCGUGCAGGCCUACAUCGGGAACCGGCUCUUCUGCUUCCGCAACGAGGACGUGGACUUCUACCUGCCGCAGCUGCUGAACAUGUACAUCCACAUGGACGAGGACGUGGGCGAUGCCAUCAAGCCCUACAUCGUCCACCGCUGCCGGCAGAGCAUCAACUUCUCCCUCCAGUGCGCCCUCCUGCUGGGCGCCUACUCCUCGGACAUGCACAUCUCCACCCAGCGCCACUCCCGCGGGACCAAGCUGCGGAAGCUCAUCCUCUCCGACGAGCUCAAGCCGGCCCACCGGAAGAGGGAGCUGCCGGCCCUGGGCCCAGCCCCCGAGGCGGGGCUCUCCCCCUCCAAAAGGACUCACCAGAGGUCCAAGUCGGACGCCACCGUCGGCAUCCACCUCAGCAGCAACCUGAAGAGGACUGCCAGCAACCCCAAAGUGGAGAACGACGACGAGGAGUUAUCAUCGAGUACGGAGAGCCUUGAUAGAUCAUUUUGCUCCCCCGUCCGCCUGGCCCCGGAGCGAGAGUUCAUCAAGUCUCUGAUGGCCAUCGGAAAGCGGCUGACAACGCUGCCGACCAAGGAGCAGAAGACGCAGCGCCUCAUCUCUGAGCUCUCCCUGCUCAACCACAAGCUGCCGGCCCGCGUCUGGCUCCCCACCGCUGGGUUUGACCACCACGUGGUGCGGGUCCCACACACCCAGGCCGUCGUGCUGAACUCCAAGGACAAGGCUCCUUACCUAAUCUACGUGGAAGUACUUGAAUGUGAAAACUUUGACACCACUAAUGUCCCGGCCCGGAUCCCAGAGAACCGCAUCCGUAGCACGCGGUCCGUGGAGAACCUCCCAGAGUGCGGGAUCACGCACGAGCAGCGGGCCAGCAGCUUCACCACUGUCCCCAACUACGACAACGAUGAUGAGGCUUGGUCUGUGGACGACAUCGGGGAGCUGCAGGUGGAGCUCCCAGAGAUUCACACCAACAGCUGUGACAACAUCUCUCAGUUCUCUGUGGACAGCAUCACCAGCCAGGAGAGCAAAGAGCCCGUCUUCAUAGCUGCUGGAGAUAUCAGGAGACGCCUCUCGGAACAGCUUGCCCACACUCCAACGUCCUUCAAGAGGGACCCCGAGGACCCUUCUGCCGUCGCCCUGAAGGAGCCAUGGCAGGAGAAAGUCAGGCGGAUCCGGGAGGGCUCUCCGUACGGCCACCUCCCAAACUGGCGCCUCCUCUCCGUGAUCGUGAAAUGUGGCGAUGAUCUUCGGCAAGAGCUGCUGGCCUUCCAGGUGCUCAAACAGCUUCAGUCCAUCUGGGAGCAGGAGCGCGUCCCCUUGUGGAUCAAGCCAUACAAAAUCCUCGUCAUCUCUGCCGACAGCGGCAUGAUCGAGCCGGUGGUCAACGCCGUCUCCAUCCACCAGGUCAAGAAGCAGUCGCAGCUCUCCCUGCUGGACUACUUCCUGCAGGAGCAUGGGAACUACACCACCGAGGCCUUCCUGACCGCCCAGCGCAACUUUGUGCAGAGCUGCGCCGGCUACUGCCUGGUCUGCUACCUGCUGCAAGUCAAAGACAGGCACAAUGGCAAUAUCUUGCUGGAUGCAGACGGACACAUAAUCCACAUAGAUUUCGGGUUCAUCCUCUCCAGCUCACCCCGGAAUCUCGGCUUUGAGACAUCGGCCUUCAAACUCACGUCUGAGUUCGUUGAUGUCAUGGGAGGCUUGGAUGGCGACAUGUUCAACUAUUACAAGAUGCUGAUGCUGCAGGGCCUCAUCGCCGCUCGGAAGCACAUGGAUAAAGUCGUCCAGAUUGUGGAGAUCAUGCAACAAGGCUCCCAGCUGCCCUGUUUCCACGGCUCCAGCACCAUCCGAAACCUGAAGGAGCGAUUCCACAUGAACAUGACGGAGGAGCAGCUCCAGCUCCUGAUCGAGCAGAUGGUCGACGGCAGCAUGCGAUCCAUCACCACCAAGCUCUACGACGGCUUCCAGUACCUCACCAACGGCAUCAUGUGACCGCCUGCCACGCUCCCCAGACAUGCCUGCGAAACCGCCCCCCCCCCACCACAGCCAGAGACCCUCAAAAAGUCCUUGUCGGAGGGAGCUGGAUGGCGGAAGUAGGGAAGGAGCCGAGGAGCUGCCCUCCUCCCGAGGCGCCUCUUGAACGCAGCACCCCUUUUUACUGGAUUCUUUUAGACGCUGUUG
Molecule: messenger RNA, 2878 nt
Organism: Lacerta agilis (Sand lizard)
Lineage: Eukaryota; Metazoa; Chordata; Lepidosauria; Squamata; Lacertidae
Gene: PI4KB
Product: phosphatidylinositol 4-kinase beta
Exons: 13
Coding region: 194-2689 (831 amino acids)
Biological process (GO): phosphatidylinositol phosphate biosynthetic process; phosphatidylinositol-mediated signaling
Cellular component (GO): cytoplasm; membrane
Molecular function (GO): 1-phosphatidylinositol 4-kinase activity
Source: RefSeq, a predicted model, not a curated record